Chaetomium fimeti is the source of this 2142-nucleotide messenger RNA. RefSeq names its product peptidase M18. The transcript is spliced from 3 exons. Gene Ontology annotation, biological process: proteolysis. Gene Ontology annotation, molecular function: metalloaminopeptidase activity; zinc ion binding. The record is from RefSeq and is a predicted model, not a curated record. The coding region runs from base 386 to 1930 and encodes 514 amino acids. Lineage: Eukaryota; Fungi; Ascomycota; Sordariomycetes; Sordariales; Chaetomiaceae. Gene Ontology annotation, cellular component: fungal-type vacuole.
GAAUUUUGAAGUCAAUAUUGAGGAACAUAGAAUAAUAUAUUUCCAAUUCCGAGCUAUUCUUGCUGCUUGAGCACUCUAACCUCCAGAAAGUCACCAUGGCAACAUCCUUGGCGCACAUCCGGGCAAUCGCCAACGCUUGUGAACGUCACUACCAUUGAUUGACCAACCCUGGCUCUCCCAGCUUCCCCAGCGGUCAGCAGACCACUCCACCCCAGCCAGCCACUGUCCAGCUGUCACCAGCUUCCCCGAUAGCUUUCCUUCCGUCUUCGGCAUCACCACGUCUCCCUCUCCCUCUCUGGUACGAAGUACGACACGCUCAUUCCAUUAAUUAGCGCCAGCCAACGCCCAUAAUAACCAACUACCUCCCCAACACCCAACACCAACCAUGACUCGUCACACCCCCGAGUUUCUACGGGCACGCAGUUCCAACCUCUCGAUGCGGUCUCUAGCCAUGGAGCAGUCGAUGACGAUGCGCGCCGAGGUCAUCGACAACACGGUCGAUGCGAAGGACUUGAACCCCGAGGCUUUCAUCAAGCCCUACCUCGACUUUAUGACCGAGAACCCGACCGUCUUCCACGCCGUCGACUAUUUCAAGGAGAAGCUGCUCAAGGCUGGCUACAAGGAGCUCUCCAGCCGCGAUAGCUGGAUCGGAAAGCUCGAGCCCGGCGGCAAGUACUACACCACCCGUAACGGCAGCUCCAUCAUCGCUUUUGCCGUCGGUCAAGCCUACAAGCCCGGCAAUGGCGUCGCCAUGAUCGCCGGUCACAUCGACGCCCUGACCGCCCGCCUCAAGCCGACGAGCAAGAAGUCGGACUCGCACGGCUAUGUCCAGCUCGGUGUCGCGCAGUACGCUGGCGCCCUGAACUCUACAUGGUGGGAUAGGGACCUGAGCAUCGGUGGCCGCGUCAUUGUCCGCGACCCCGAGACGGGCAAGACGACGGUGAAGCUGGUCAAGCUCGACUGGCCCAUCGCUCGCAUUGCUACGCUCGCUCCUCACUUCGGCCUUAGCAUGACCGGCCACGGCAACCGCGAGACCGAAAUGGUGCCCAUCAUUGGCCUCGACAACAGCGAUCUCAGCUCCGCCACUGCGUCCUCUGCACAACCCCUUGGCGGACAAGGCUCCUUCGCCUCCACACAACCCCCCAAGCUCGUGAAGCUCAUCACCAAAGAGCUCUCCAUCAGCGAUCCCAGCACCAUCCUCAACUGGGAGCUCGAGCUGUACGACUCGCAACCCGCCGCCGUCGGCGGCAUGGACAAGGAGUUCAUCUUCGCCGGCCGCAUCGACGACAAGCUCUGCUCCUGGGCCGCCUUCAUGGCCCUCCUGCACGCCAAGUCGGACCCUUCGGAGAGCAACAUCAAGCUGGUUGCCCUCUUCGACGACGAGGAGAUCGGCUCGCUGCUCCGCCAGGGCGCGCGCGGCAACUUCCUGCCCAUCACCAUCGAGCGGGCCGUCGAGAGCCUCACGGACCGGGCCGAGGGCGCGGCGUUCGGGCCGGGGGUGAUGGGGCAGACGUACGCGGGGUCGUUCCUGGUGUCGUCGGACGUGACGCACGCGGCGCACCCCAACUUCCCGCAGACCAACCUGGCGGACCACUCGCCGCGGCUCAACGUCGGCGUGGCGCUGUGCGUGGACGCGUCGGCGCACAUGACCACCGACAGCGUCAGCAUGGCCAUCCUCGACCGCGUCGCCGCCCUCGCCGGCUGCGUCAACCAGCGCCACAUGAUUCGCAACGACUCCCGCUCCGGCGGCACCGUCGGCCCCAUGCUCAGCUCCGCCAUGGGCUGCAAGGCCGCCGACGUCGGCAUCCCCCAGCUGAGCAUGCACAGCAUCCGCGCCACCACCGGAAACCUGGACCCCGGCCUCGGCCUCAAGUUUUACAAGGGCUUCUUGGAUCACUGGGAUGCCGUCGAUCGGGAGUGGCGCAAGUAGAAGGGGUGAUGGGUUUAAUUGGUUGAGAUAAAUUGGUUAAGAGGAGAGAGGAUAGAUACCAUGGACGAGAUAGUUGAUGCGGUGUAGAUACGGGACGGUACAAUAUAGUAUGGGAUGGCAUGACAUAUAGCGUGAGCGGUCUUAGACUGUAGCAUAUGAACAAGACCUGUCAUAUACGUCGUUCUUCAAAAUGUUUGGUCUGGACAUGAAAC